This is a messenger RNA of Saccostrea cuccullata (small rock oyster), 3817 nucleotides long. Its product is annotated as death domain-containing protein 1-like. Lineage: Eukaryota; Metazoa; Mollusca; Bivalvia; Ostreida; Ostreidae. Gene Ontology annotation, biological process: signal transduction. The annotation marks the transcript as partial. The transcript is spliced from 14 exons. Gene Ontology annotation, molecular function: protein binding. The record is from RefSeq and is a predicted model, not a curated record.
GAUAAUUCCGCAAGUUCAAGCACUAAGCAAGAUGAUACAUUAGCCGAUAUAGAUCCACUUGAGACAAUUGCUGAAUCAUCUCCUAAACAAGAAAUAAAGACAGAAGGUAUGGAGUCAGAGGUAAAUAAAUCAGAAGUUGAAAAAUCAGCAGACGACAUUGCACUUGCUGAUGACGUACCUAAACGUGGUGCUACUGACGACACUGAUAAUGAAGCUGAUGAUCUGAAAUCCGAAGAAAUAGUGCAGACCAAGGAAAGUAAGAAUGAUACCGACGAUGAAACAAACAAAGAAAAAGAGGAAUUAAAUGAAGACGAUUCAGGCGGAAAAGAUGUCGAAAAAGAUGAUGGCCAAAAUGAGACAGAAACAAAUGAAGAUAAUGAAAAGCCCUCAGACCAUGAUAGAGGAGAAAAUGAGAACGAAGAAAAGGUAUAUGAAAGUGAAAAAUUAGACCCUGUCGUUGAGGAGGAAAAGAAGUCGAAUGAAGCGGAGAUACUUCCUCAAGAAGAGGAACCUCCUAGAGAGAAAACUCCAGAGCCUGAACCUAUAAAGAUAACACGUAAUAUUGACAUUGACAAUGCAGUAACAGUGAUCGAAGAUACUGAGGGAAGUCUCAAAGAUCUACUGAAUGAUAUGAAAGAACUCUUAACAAACUACCAAGAUAGAGUAAAUUCACAAUCUCUUUCAGAUUUCACAAAUGAUUUGGAUAAGUUCAGAGGUGACUUUGAGUCUUUAAAAGAUGCUUUCAAAUAUAGUGAAGAACUGUUUCAUUAUCUCAAUAAAACUUUGAAAGAUUUGAGAAUGCUAGGAGAUAAUAUGAAUUCACUCAUUCAGAAGAAGUUUCGAAUGGAGGACCUAACAGUUUGGUUGGAAUCUCCUGAGGAGAGAUUGGAAGAAAAAGAAAAAUUGAAGGAAGAGCGAAUAGCCGUGGAGAAAUCUGCGAUGGCGAAGGCUGCAGAAGCACGUGCCGCUAUUGCACGUGCAGCUGUGGGUGUGACAGAGUCUAGUUUAUACGCCGCUGAGGUAGAAGCAGAAGCUGCAGAGGCCGAGGGUGUCGCCAUGAGAGCGUGGGAAUCGGCACAGAAUGCCAGGAGAGAUAUGGAAGAAGCCGAAAAAGCUGCUGUUGAAAAGCGUAAAGCUGAAGAAGAAGCAAGAAAAAGGGCAGAAGAAAGAGCUCAGAAGAAGGCUGAAGAGGAGCGACUUCGUCAAGAGGAGGAAAACAAGAGACUUCAAGAAGAGGCGGAAAAGAAGGGAACUUCAUUUGAAGAUGAAAAACGACAAUUUCUCGAAGAAAAGGCGAGAAAAGAGGAGGCUAGAAAAAAUCCGAAAAACUGGCCAAGAUAUAUUUAUAGCAUUGAGUCUGCUAACCUUGAUCAAGGGGUACCUGGGUGUGUCAUCCGGGCAAUUGAAGGCAGUAUGACGCGUGAUGACGUGACUGUAACAGCUGUCGAUCAAUUGUCUGGUACUCUGACCCUGGUAGAGAACGAGGAAUUAAUAAGCAACAUCAUAUUAAUCAAAUCAACAGACCCUGAGAAGAAAUUUCAGUUUGAAGAACCAGUAGCUGUUGCAAUACCUCACUGUCUACAGAGAAACAUUCCCGGUAGAGAACCAGUUAUUAAACAGCUGCAACCAAAUGGCAGGUGGGCGGAGCUCCCCACAAAUGACGUCAUUAUAGAAGACAUCCGCGAAUUAAAGUUCGUAGAGAUAAGGACACGAAGAUUUGGGGUAUUUGCUGUAGUGCUGAGGCUUAAGAAGGACACACUCGCAUUCAUGAGAAGAGGAAACAAAGUUAAUUCCACUGUUGACGCUCGCAUAACCUUCACCUGUAAACCAGGAACAUUCAAAAACAACGUUUGCUUUACUAGUGAGGUACAAACACUGGAUGUCAAUACAGUAACAGAUCUCAAUAAACGAUACCCUACCGAAUGUGGCAGCCUUCUCUCCUCUAGUCCAAUACUUAGAUUUCAAAUACCAAACCGGAAGUUUGCCAAACCUUUGACCUUGACACUGCCUCUUCCGCCGAAUACAGUCAAACAGAAGCGCCCACAGAGCGUGGCUCCAGGAUCAUUGAAUAGAGAAAAAAUGGACCAACGGGAGCAGGCGCCCGCACGACCAGUAUCAAGCAUGGGAUUUACCCCCAAAGAAGAUGAACCAGAAGAAGAAAGUCACUUAAUUGUCCGCGAUGACAAAGGUCCUUGGAUGGUGCUGCCGAAAGUUAAUCUUGUCCAACCUAAAAAUAAAGAUAUUGUCACUUUUGAUAUUAAAGAGCCCCAUGACAGGUUUAUUCUUGUGAAAACCAAGCAAGGAGUAUCUCCAUUGUCAAUCGAGAAAAUAGCAAAUCACGUAGAAAAAGCGAUUCAUCACAGAACAAUGCAUGUUAUAUUACGUCAAAGGAGCGACGACCCUAAUGAAAUAGUCAUGAUGUGCUGUCCUGCGAGUAAAACAGAGAAAAUCAUAAAGAAGCUGGGAGAAGAGGGAUUUGACGAGGGGCCACCACCAAGCAAGGACAUUAUCGUCAAAGAGGGACAAAUAUUAACGGUGGGGUUCAGAGGAAACAUUCAGUGUGAUAAUGAUGACGACAUCAAAAUGGUAUUCAACACUUUCAUCCGUGGUAGAAAAGAGUUCAGCGUAGAAGAGAUUGAUAAAUUUGCCCAAAAGAGUUUUCCUUUCUACCGCGGAUUUGCGCAAGUUUUUACCAAGGUUAUGGUCCAGAGACCGGUGGUGGCUGCAGAUAAGGCCAAGGCGCCACAAAAACCUGGCGCUAUGGAGUGGGUGGAGGAGGACGUUCUACUGACAGAACUCCUGAUCAACAUUCCAAAGCCUGAACCAGAACCACCCAAACCACUGGCUACGGCUCCAAUAAGGGUCAGCGCUGAGGGACCCAACAAGGAGGACGUUUUGCAGUUUGUUGCUGGUGAAUUGGGAGACGAGUGGAAGAAACUGGCACAGUACCUUUGUCUGAAGUCUGUCCGUAUCCAGGCUAUUUUACGACAGAACAACCAAAACCCAGAUCCUAAGAAAAUCCGAUACGACAUGUUGGUAACCUGGGCCAAAAGAGUCCCUCGAUGUUUAAAUAAGCUGGAGAUACUGGCUCAAGCUUUGAACGCUUGCGGGAGAGGAGAUUUAGCCGCAGAACUUCGGGAUCGAGAUGAGGAAUUUAGGCGGCGACGUGCGCUAGCAUUUAGAGAUAGCUACUUGAGGAGGGCUUUCGUUAAAGUUGCUCAAAACCCAGAAGCUGUGAAAGGAUGGAAGACCAUAGCUUCACGACUUGGUGUUUCUAGCGAUGACGUAAAUGAAAUUGACCAAUCAGCGCCAUCGAUACAACAGAAAUGUUUCUCCAGCCUCCAAAGAUGGCAAAAGUCUGUCGGUGACGAAGCGACGCUGCCGAUAUUGUCAGAAAAAUUAAGAGUUUGCAAGUACAGACAGUUAGCAAGAGAUAUUGAAACGAUCUCCUAGAAGUCGAAGGAUAAUUACGUGCUUCAAACUGACUGCAUGUCUGAUAGGAAAAUCUGCACGAUAGAAUAAAUGUCUAACAACUCUAUCAAUCUUAUGAAAUUCGAUAUAUCUAAAAUAGUUCAGUCUUUCAUAUUUUAAUAAUGAAAAAAAAUUAGUCCCAAGCCUAUUCCUACAGGUAUUGCCAAAGAUCUUCAAUUGUUAGUAAUAAUAUUCUGCUAUAUACAUGUAUUUACUGUUUGAGAUUUAAAUCAAAUCAAAGACCGUAACUUGUGCCUAUAUCAGUACAUAUGUACAGUAUACAUAUAUAUCAAUAUUUAUACAUAGAGUACUUUUACAUUCAAGAAAAUGGACAGGUGUGGUGGAA